UCGCUUUUGGCUCGCUGUUGUAGUUUCUGGUAGUAUCCAUCUCGUGGCGUCUUCAAGUCUACGUCUGAGCAAUAAGCAGUGAAGAGUAUAUCGUAUUUCCGAACAUAAGAAAGCAAAGUAUCUGAAACAUUCAUAGUGAAUGAUAUCACAACGUGAAGACAUAAAUAUAUACCCAGCAACACUUUCAUAACAGCACUACCAUACUAUCACAUCAACGCCAAGGCUUUCAUUGUCGUCAGGACUAACUUAAAGAUCAUAAAGUCACAUCUAUUACAAUUCUAUUAUAACCUUACUAUCCACUAUACCCGUAAAUCACUAUCGAAGUCCACGUCAACAUGUACUGCCUCCGCUUAUUCCUUUUCUUUGCGGUUAGUUCGCUUGUCUCAGCACUUCCUCCAAAAUUCGCUGGGUCGGACGUCCAAAAGCAGUAUUUGGUUCUUGAUCUUCCCGGACUCCAUACCAACGUCCAGGAAGAAGAUAUACCCCUCAUGUUCUCGGGCCAGUUGCAGUUGUAUCCAGAGAACAACACCAACUACUUCUUCUGGUCGUAUAAAGAUCAACAUCCUUUGCCGGAAAACACGAAUAGAACAAUGUUUUGGCUUAAUGGAGGUCCUGGGUGUUCCUCUCUAGAUGGAGCUCUCUUGGAAGCUGGCCCUUUCAGAGUCAACGAGGACCGCAAAAUAGUCUACAAUAAGGGUUCGUGGCACAAGGCCGCCAACAUGGUAUUUGUGGACCAGCCGGGUGGAACCGGUUUUAGUUACACCGAUGUCUACGACUCCGAGCUCUAUCAGGUGACGCAGGACUUUUUGGUAUUCAUGAGUAAAUACUAUGAGAUCUUCCCGGAGGAAAGGGACAAUGAGAUCUACUUUGCUGGAGAAAGCUAUGCUGGACAGUACAUCCCGUAUAUUGCCGAUGGAAUCUUGAGACAUAACAGGAAUCUCACAGAAGGCGAAAAGCCGUAUAACUUGAAAGGCUUGUUGAUUGGCAAUGGCUGGAUCUCACCCAACGAACAGAGCUUGUCGUAUUUGCCCUACGCGGUCCAGGCAGGAAUCGUCAGCACCGAAAAUGAAAGAUGGGGUCAAAUACUUAGCGAUCACGAGCAAUGCCAGAAGAUAGUGAACAGGAUCGAUGCAAACUUCGAUGGAGAGCUCCAUGAUUAUGAGGUUUCUUCAUCAACUUGUGAGAGAGUGUUGCAGACUUUAUUGACCAUUACGAGAGACAAAAGUUUACCCAAAGACGAGCAGUGCUUUAAUAUGUAUGACUACACUAAGAAGGACAGCUUUCCAUCUUGUGGAAUGAACUGGCCCCAUGAGUUAGUAUUUGUAAUGCCCUUCUUGCGUGAAGACGAAGUCAAAGGCGACUUGAAUAUCAAGAACAACCAGGUGUGGCGUGAAUGUUCAGGAGCUGUAGGCUCUCAUCUUCAUGCUCGCAAUUCAAUACCCUCUGUGCAUCUUCUUCCGUCCAUUUUGGAAACCGUUCCUAUAGUCUUAUUCAACGGCAAUCUAGACAUCAUCUGCAAUUAUAUGGGCACUGAAAGUUUUAUCAAGAAAAUGACCUGGGGUGGCAGCAAAGGCUUUUCUUCUCAAGAUACAACUGACUGGAUCUACGACAGCAAGACAGCAGGCUAUAUCAAGUCCGAGAGAAACUUAACAUUUGUCAAUGUCUUUGGAGCUUCCCAUAUGGUACCCUAUGACGUUCCGGAAAUCUCACGUGCAUUGAUCGACCUUAUCACUGGAAACUAUGAUGUUCAGGAGACUCAAACAAAGAGCGAUAAAACUAAAAAGUCAUAUGUAACAUAUCCUAUAGGUGCCAAGGCAGAAGCUGAUGCAAAGGCCAAGGCAGAAGCUGAUGCAAAGGCCAAGGCAGAUGCUGCUAAGCAAGGAGGGCAAGCCAGUCCUACUGAAGAAGAGAAAGUCGACGGUGACAAAUCGAACUCAGAUGCUUCAACGUCAGAAUCAGCCAUACCAGAAGAUUACGAUAAGUCUGCCACGGUAAGCAAGAUAACGAGAGUGAUCCAGUUGUUAGUGAUAAUAGUAUUGAUCUGGGGAAUGUAUGUUCUCUACACCUCGUGCAAAUCUAGACCAUCUUCUAUCAUCAAAACUGGACCUUCUACUGGCAAAAAGAAGAAUGUUCAAUGGGCGGACCAGUUGAGAAGAUUUCAAGAAGACGACGAAGAAGCUCAGAGACAAAACCAAGGCUUCUUCUCCAAGACGUUUGGAAAAUUUACAACAGGCGACAACCGUGGAAACUACACACCAGCUCCGGAUAAGUACUACGAAGAUAUAGAGUUGGGCGAUGGCAUCACUGAGCACGAUGAACAGAGCGGAGCUUCUUUGGGAAGUGCUAGUGUGGACAAUUUUGUCAUUGAUAGUGAGGAAGAAGACGAACUUGAGGAGCAAGAACAGGUACACACU
Scheffersomyces stipitis CBS 6054 is the source of this 2414-nucleotide messenger RNA. RefSeq names its product serine-type carboxypeptidase (gene KEX1). Gene Ontology annotation, biological process: proteolysis; apoptotic process. NCBI's taxonomy places the organism in Eukaryota, Fungi, Ascomycota, Pichiomycetes, Serinales, Debaryomycetaceae. The annotation marks the transcript as partial. The transcript has 2 exons. Gene Ontology annotation, molecular function: serine-type carboxypeptidase activity. Gene Ontology annotation, cellular component: trans-Golgi network. The record is from RefSeq and is a predicted model, not a curated record.